GCAGUAAGUGUGGGAUUCAGAACAGCCGUUCGUCAUCUCCAGUGUGGGUCUGUAGGAUCUGCAGUGAACAUCAAGAGAUGUUGAAGCGUUCUGGAGCAUGGUUCUUUAAGGGCCAAGCCCAGCAAGUCCUCCCUGCUCCCCUGCCCAUCUCCAGGCCCAGAGGGACAGGUACAGAGAGCCCCCGUACCCAGACCCCUACCCAUGCCCAUCACCAGCCCAGUGCCCAGUCCAGCUACCAGCCAAACCCUGGUGCAGAGGACUACACAGAGCGGCAGGAGCAGCAGGAUAACUACUACUCCAACAUACAAAACCAAGAGCCCACUGAUGAGCGCCCGUACUCCAGUUCAGAGCAACAGGACCCAGAGGGCAAUAGCUCUGCUCAGACACUAGAGGGUGUUGCUGAGGCCCAGGUUAGCCCUGCCGUGGUGGAGGAGGUGGUGAAGAUGGAAAGACAGUUAGGCUCCAGACCUCCCACAGCCAGAGGAAGAGAGAACCCACCAGCUCCAGCUGACACAGUCACAGCACAGGCCCCUGCACCACAGAAGAGCAGAUACCCACAGCAGAGAGAGGAGAGAGCGCCACCUCUAGUCAGGGAGGAGAAACCCACUCCUGCCCCCAAACCCAGCAUGGCACCACGCACAGGCCCCGCUCCCAACGAAGACAAUGACAACGAAUACGACUCUGAUGAAUCCACCACGCUGGGGUUGCUGGAGUUCAUUCUGCAUUAUGAACAGGGGAACAACACGCUGCACUGCAACAUAGUCAAAGCCAAGGGUUUAAAGCCGAUGGACUCUAACGGACUAGCAGACCCCUACGUCAAGCUGCACCUCUUACCUGGAGCCAGUAAGUCUAACAAGCUGCGUACUAAGACCCUGAAGGGCACUCUGAACCCAGUGUGGAAUGAGACUCUGGUGUACCAUGGUAUCACUGAUGACGACAUGCAGCGCAAAACACUACGGCUGUCGGUGAGUGAUAUGGACAAGUUUGGACACAAUGAGUUCAUAGGAGAGACGCGUGUUGCUCUGAAGAAACUCAAAGCCAACCAGAUGAAGAACUACAGCGUCUGUCUAGAGAGGGUGGUCCAGGUAGGAACUACAACAGAGGAUGAAGCAGAGGAGAGGGGUCGUAUCCUGGUCUCUCUAACCUACAGUACCCAGCAGGGUCGUCUCAUAGUGGGAGUGGUGCGAUGUGCUCACCUGGCAGCUAUGGACUCUAAUGGAUACUCAGACCCCUUCGUCAAGAUCUGCCUGAAACCAGACAUGGGGAAGAAAGCCAAGAACAAGACCCAGAUCAAGAAGAAGACCCUCAACCCAGAGUUCAAUGAGGAGUUCAGCUAUGAGAUCAAACAUGGUGAGCUGGCCAAGAAGAGCCUGGACAUCUCCGUCUGGGACUAUGACAUGGGAACCUCCAACGAUUUCAUUGGAGGAUGCCAGCUGGGCAUCACAGCCAAGGGGGAGUGUCUGAAGCACUGGUACGAAUGUCUCAAGAACAAAGACAAGAAGAUUGAGCGCUGGCACGUCCUCCUAAAUGACAACGCCGUCAAAGACACGGACGACUGAGAGACGUCCUCCUCCUCCUCCUCCCUUGUCUUCCUCUUCCUCCCAUUUCCUCUUCCUCCUCCUCCCUCCUAAAUAGCGGUUUCUAAUUUCCUCUUAAAUAUAAUAUUUUGUCUUCCAAUCAUCCAAUUGUUUUCAAAUGUAUUUAAAUUGUAAAGUAUUUUUGUCUAAUGUUUUUUCGUGAUGUGUCGGAACCCAGGAAGACAAGCUGUCUCAAUUGGCGUCGGCAAAUGGGAUCCUAAUAAAAUCCCAAAUCAUAAUCUAGGUCUUCCUACUUUCAGUAAUGUGAACCUGAAUUAGCAGCAAAUGAAGGCUCUCACACUUUUUACAACUUCAUUCUUCUUGUGCAGACAGAAUGCUUAUUGGAUUCAUGUACUUAUCAACACAGUGUUUACAGUGAAACAAAAAGAAACUGCAGCAGAAUAUCUCCCGUAUUUCAAGCAUGCUUUACUGCUUCUGGGGGAAAGUGAUCUCUUUCACUUAUCUCUAAAGCCUGGAAACCUGGAUUUCAAUAAACAGGGUGCUAAAGUAUAUUGUUAAACAAUGCGUCGUCACACCAUCCUUACCUAUCUCAGUCUCAACGCAAGGAAUUCCCCUCCUCUCUUACCAUAGACAUGAUAUAGAUUACAUCAUAUAGAUUGCAUCAUUGUCUCUGACCCCCACCCUGGAUUUUGCUGUACAGUGUUAUGAUGUGGUCAUAAUCUGUGUUCUAUACUUCAAUACUGUGAUGUUAUGACACAGUCAUACAGAUGUAGGAUCUUAAUUGUAUCACUCUUUUGUUGCUGAGAAUUUUCCUGCUAUGCAGUAGUGUAUUUGAGUUUUAAAAAGGCUUCUAAAGUUUCUAAUUUCCACUUUGAAAUUUCAGACUUGAUUUGCUCUCAUGGAAAAUGUAUAAAUCUCUUCAAAAUGUCCAUUAAUUAUAAUCCACAUAAUAAUUCACAUUUCCUGUUGCUGCAGGAUUAUUUUCCUGCUGUAGCAAAUUGACUCAAAUUAAAUUCCUACAUCUGUAAUCUGUCUUGUAUACUUCUAUACUGUGACUGCUUGGGACUAGUGUUUGUGCUGCCAAAGCAUAUGAUCUUCACUUGUGCUACUGUAUGUACAACCAGUUUGUUAAAAGGAGCAUGUGUUGGAUGUUAUGGAACAUAUGUUGAUGUUAUUUAUGAAUGAAGAUAUUUACAUAGUAUUAGCUGUUUAGGUUCAAUACAUGUCAUGCUAUUGAAGCAUUAGCUCCUCUAAGAACCAUGGGAUAUCUUAGAAACCUGGAAUGCACUGACUUAGAUGUUGCUCUCUUUUUUCGCUCCCUCUCUCUCACUUUCUUUCUCUCUCACACUUUCUCUCUCUCUCUCGCUCCCUCUCUCUCUCACACUCGCUCUCACUCAUAGAACAAAGCGUUACUCCAAGCCUGAUUAAAUAAUGAUCAGACAAUGCUGUAGACAUGGGCAUAUUGCACUGCACUGCAUCUUCCUGUGACAGUUGACAAAUGCGUACAAAAUACAUGCUGAGCGUGAGCCCUGUCUAGAUCAUAUGACGUGCAUUGACCUGUAGUAGGUUUGAUUGCUAGAAAUUCUCAAAUGUGAAAUGAUCUGUGAUAGCUUAUGUUAAACGAUAAUGCAAUGCAAAGUAAAAUUAAAUAUUAAACUUUAAGAUGUGUUGAUAUUUACUUUGAAUAAGAAUUGUAUUUUCAACUGUAGUAUAAAGUUGUGGAUGUUUUGUAGAUACAUAUGUACAUAUUAUGUAUUUACCUUCUUGCCUACUAUGUUAUCAUAGUCUUGGGAGAA
Messenger RNA from Salvelinus sp. IW2-2015, 3334 nucleotides. The record is from RefSeq and is a predicted model, not a curated record. Lineage: Eukaryota; Metazoa; Chordata; Actinopteri; Salmoniformes; Salmonidae.